This is a messenger RNA of Myotis myotis, 4198 nucleotides long. It is a transcript of the gene VSIG10, whose product is annotated as V-set and immunoglobulin domain containing 10. NCBI's taxonomy places the organism in Eukaryota, Metazoa, Chordata, Mammalia, Chiroptera, Vespertilionidae. The coding region runs from base 133 to 2052 and encodes 639 amino acids. The record is from RefSeq and is a predicted model, not a curated record. The transcript has 9 exons.
GCAGUCCGACCGGGUGGUCUGGGCCAGGUCCCAGGACGGGAGUCCGAGGCUGCCUCUGGCCGGCGGGCCACGGGGUCGCCCUCCGCCCGCUCUACACUCGCCUUCGCGCAGCCCCGGGCAGGACAGGCAGCGAUGGCGGCCCCGGCGCCCGCCGGGAGCAGCGGGAACCGGGGAGUCCCGGGAGCCGCUCGGCGGGGACGCCCCGGGGACCGGCGCCCUGCAGCCUGGCCGCCCGCCCCUCGCGCUGGCGACGCGCCUCCGGGGGUGCGGGCGGAGCGCCCGCCGGGGAGCCGCUGGCCGCGGACCUGGGGUGCCGUCCGGGGCAGCUGCAGGGCUCGGCCCGGCCCAGCGGUCCCCGCGACGCCGGCGGCCGCCCAGGGCGGCGUGGGCUCGGGGAGGGCCCUGCCUCCGCGCUCCGCCCCCGGCCGGCCGGGCAGAGUCGGCUCCGCGAGCCCGGGCGCGCGCCCUUUGCAUAGAGCCCUCCUCCCCGGUCAAGGAUUGGAGACUGUCGUCGUCGGAGAGGUUCAUGCGAACAUGACUCUGCGCUGUGGCAACAUCUCGGAAGCGAGGGGCCUCGUGACCUGGUACCGGAAUGACUCGGAGCCCGUCUUCCUCCUGUCCUCCAACUCCAGCCGCCCGCCGGCCAAGCCACGCUUCUCUCUGGUGAACGCCAGCUCCCUGCACAUCGAGGCACUGAGCCUGCAGGAUGAGGGCAACUACACCUGCUGGGAGGCCCUGAAUGAGACUCGGUGGUUCCAAGUGUGGCUGCAGGUGGCCAGCGGCCCCUACCAGGUCGAAGCCAACAUCUCCAGCACCGGCGUGCUCCCCAAUGGCACCCUCUACGCCACCAAGGGCUCCCGGGUGGACUUCAGCUGUGCCAGCAGCUCCCGGCCUCCGCCCAUGAUUGAGUGGUGGUUCCGGGCCCCGGAUUCCAAGACCGAGCCCUUUGGGAACAACCUGACGGUCAGCAGCUUCACGCUGCUACAGAUGUCGCAGCACCUCCAGGGGAACUACACCUGCCUGGCCAAGAACCUGCUCAGUGGGAGACAGCGCAGCGUGACCACCGAGCUCCUGGUCUACGCUCCUCCCCCUUUGUCAGACCUUGAGUGCUGGGCAGAGAUGUUGCCAAGAUUGUUCAUGCUGCAGCUCACCUGCCGCUGGGAUGGGGGAUACCCACACCCUAACCUCCUGUGGACAGAAGAGCCAGGAGGUGUGGUUGUGGGGACGUCGACGUUGGGAGUGGAGAUGCUGAACCGGUCCCAGCUGUCGGAUGGCAAGAAGUUCAAGUGCGUUGGGAGCCACAUAGCAGGGCCGGCGUCGGGAGCCAGCUGUGUGGUCCAGAUCCGGAGCCCCUCCCUUCUCUCGGAGCCCAUGAAGACGUGCUUCGUGGGGGGCAAUGUGACGUUCACCUGCCUGGUGUCCGGAGCCUACCCCUCUGCCAAGAUCCUGUGGCUGAGGAACCUCACCCAGCCCGAGGUGGCCAUCCAGCCCAGCAGCCACUAUCUCAUCACCCAGAAAGGCCAGAGCUCCACCCUGACCAUCCACAACUGCUCCCAGGACCUGGAUGAGGGCUACUACGUCUGCCGGGCUGAGAACCCUGUGGGGGUGAGGGAAGUAGCAAUCUGGCUGAGCGUGAAAGAACCUUUAAACAUCGUGGGAAUUGUGGGAACCAUCGUGAGCCUCCUCCUGCUGGGACUGGCCAUUAUCUCGGGGCUCAUGCUGUAUUACAGCCCUGUGUUCUGCUGGAAAUUAGGAAACACUAUCAGGGGACAAGACAUGGGUGACAUCAUGGUUCUGGUGGAUGAGGAAGAAGAGGUGGAGGAGGAAGACAAUGCUGCAGAAGAAGAGGAGGAGGAGGAGGAGGAGGAAGACGAGGAAGCCAAUGAGAGGGAGGAGUUCCCAAUAGAAAUACACAAGCACAGCCACAUCCACAGGGUGACGGCCCUGGUGAACGGCAACAUAGACUGGAUGGCCAAUGGGCUCCCAUCUCUGCAAGACGACAGCAGUGAGCAGCAGAGUGAGCUGGUCCCCGAGGAAGACAGGCCAGUGUGAAGAAGAGAGCUGUCCUGCGUGAUCUGCCUGAAGCGCGGGGGAGCCUCAUGGAAGAUGAGCUUUUCCUUUUGCUUUGACUUGACUUGCACCCCUGCCCAAGGGCUUAAAGGGGGCGCGCGCGCACACACACACACACACACACACACACACACACACACACACACAUCUUUCCGUCCAUUUUUUUAAAAAGCUGGUUUGAUUUGCUGUAACUUUUCCUAAUGAUGCUAAAAAGCGUUGGGAACAGGCAGUGUGUUGGGGGGAAGCUGCCUUUGGCAUCUGAGGUGCCCUUUCCGCUGUGACUUCUGGCUUUAUCCAGGUCGGCUGAUUUGGGGGGAGCAGGAGUGGGAGGAGGCCCUUGGCCGCAGUGCCCUUUGCCACCCGUGAAGUCUGUAACCAGCUUCCCUCAGCACACAAGGGCAUGGCGAGGGGGGACAGGGACACUUCCUUGAUGACUGCCCAGUUGAGCCAAGGAACCAGGUCAAGGUCAGCUCACUGGAAAAGGUGAGGAGGUGUCGGCGACUGAUGCUGGUCAGAGGGAGGCAGUGUGGGCCAGGCUUUUGGAGUUGGAAACACCCAGGAUUGAGUCUGGGCACUUGUUUCAUGGGCUUGGGCAGGUUGCUUUCCCUCUCCCCUGGGCCUCAAUGUCCUCAUCUAUAAAACGGGUGUAAUCACACCUAUCUGACAGGGGUAUGUGAGGACUCGGGGAUGUGAACGUGCCUAAGAGGUGCUCAAGAGAUGUUUGUUCUCUUCUCCCUUGCCUUCCCUGGUGGAAGGAAAACAUGACUGUAAGUUGCGAGCUCCUGCCUGGACCCGCCAUGCUUCUUUGUGGAGGGGUUCCAGGCGAGGGCUUUCUCAGAGCUCUCCUGACGAUGUUUGCUUCCCCGGAAAUAGAAUUAUUUUCAAAAGAGUUAGGGCCCCUAAGAGAAAGUGCCUUUCAUUAGAACCUCACAUUUUGCAAAGCUUCGUGUUUAUACAAGAGCCUCUGACAUGACGCUGUUAGCUUUCGGCCUUUCCCCUGGGACGUGUGAGAAGGCAGGAGAAGUGCUUUGUGAGGGAGUACCUGGUGGGAGGUACUCCUUGGGCAGACCAGCCCAUCCGGCCGGGGAUGGAGAGCUUGUUUCCGUCUUCUCUUUAACGAUGUUAUGAAGAUACACUGACCAACGAUGCUAAGUUUCUAAUGAAACUAUCGUAUGAUGGGUUUGAGCUGUUGAUGCCUUCAGUAGAACCUGUAUAGUUUAGAGAUAUCCCCCGCCUCCCCCCGUCCCCUGAUUUCACUCAAAUCUCUUUUCAAUGUCAGGGGCCUUAUAAAGGUGCAAAGGGUGUGUGCUAAGUGUGAAAAUCUGACUUGAAUUUGCAUUCUUUAAUGUUGCACAUUCUGCUCUGAUGGGCAAGACCUAGAGCUGAAAGGAGAACUUCCCUUCUGCAGUAACGGACUGGGACUGGUAAAAUGACAUACCGGUUAGCUGCAGGUGUGCUGGGGGUUGGUCUAUUUUCCUGAAGGGACUAAACUAAGCAAGUCCCUAGAAGGGAGCCCCGUCCCGAGCUCAGAACACGGGAGCCCAGGAGCUGGCUGCACAUGUGCCCCCCUCAGGAAGAGCCGUGACCUCUGCAGUCGCGUUGGGCUGGGUCCUUUGCUGGUGGCACCUCGUGUAUGUCACCACCCUACCCAGUCCAAGUCGGUGUCAUUUACAGAGCAGGAUACCAGACAGGUUGCUUCUGCAGUUACUGAACACGGAGCUAGACUCUUCAGAAUCUUCGAUGAAUCCCAUUUCUGACUCUAAGUGUCUACUAUGCAGAGGCAACAAUACUUUUUAAAAAGAAAAGCAACUGCAGGAAAAAUUCCCUAGCUGGGAACACGGGGUGAUUUUCAAGAUCACUGAGGUGUUUCUGCAAGUUCCUCUUCUCUUGCACACGUACCUGGUAGGUAGCAAAUCUUCGAGGCAGAGUUUUUCCACUAGCAAAUGGGAGCUUCAAGAUCUUGGUGCCAAACACUAGAAACCCUUGACUAACUGAGCUGUGACUGCUCACUUCUAGCUGAGCCCUGUGUGCACAUUAAUAUGGCUGGGUCAGUUAAGAACCCAGGUCCUGGGGGAUUGUCAAGUUUUAAGUAUUUUUAAAGAAUUGGGGCUUUUUUUUUUUCUUUUAA